AGGCUCUUCGCAGUCUGAUCUCUUAUAUUCCAGGACGCAGUCCUUGAAGGAGAACGGAGAGCAGAUGCCGAAACAGAGCCCCUGGCGCAAAGUAAUCCCUGCGAAAUGUUGCUAACUGUGCAGCCUGCUCGGCGAACAAAAGCAUUCUUUGCACUUAACAAAACGCAUCUAAACGGUUGUUUCCAGAGGAAGGUGUACUUACUAAUGCUGUUCAAAGCCAACUACUCUUAAGAGCCCUCAGUUAUAUUAAGAACGUGAAAAAGUGAUUGCAGGGGGAGGAAAUGUAUAGGGGGAGUCCCCCCCCCACUUACGCAGGUUGAAGUCAUGAAAGAGGGCAAUUGGGGGGUGUUACACGUUCCGAAUGAGAGAUUCCUUCCAUGGGGAGGGGCCACGUGACACCUAACUCACACCCUUGUCUGGGGCGGCUGCCCACGCCGUGGUACCCGUCCGCCCUCUCUUUCCUCUCCUCCGUCACCCCCCUUCUCCGCCGCAGUCUCCUCCCUCUACCACCCCCCCGUCGCGCUCACAGGCAGGCAGGCAGGCACAGGCUGGGGCUCAGUGGGUCGGACGCAGCCAUGGCGGAGGGAGGCGAGGGAGAGGAGCUGCUCCGGCCGUCGCUGCUCGCUGCGGGAUCGCCCGGCCCGAAGCGCCUGUGCUCGCGGGUGAUGGGGGCGGCAGUGCCCCCCUUGGGAGGCUGCCCGGGGGGUCCUGUCGGAGCGGCCGUGCCGAGCGGCGGAGCCCGUGCCGGGGGUGGUGGCGGCGGCGGCGGGGCCCAGGGGUGCUGCCCCCUGGGCGGGCCUGGCACCGGGCCUAGCUGCGGGCCGGAAGGGACGCUGCUGCCCUUGCUGCAGCCCGAGUCGCUGCUGGACGCUGCGGCCAAGCGGGUAGCGGGCAGUUGGGCUUUCGAGCGGGUGGAGGGCCGUUUCCAGCGCAUCCCGGAGCCCGUCCAGCGCCGCAUCGUCUACUGGAGCUUCCCCCGCAGCGAGCGCCAGAUCUGCAUGUACUCAAGCUUCCAGCCCGGGCGCCCUGGUGGCAACGGGGCGUCGGGAGGCGGCGCGGGAGCCGCGGGCAAUGGGACGGGCGCCGGCAGUAGCAGCAGUGAGGACAGCCAGGCGGCAGCAGCAACCACUGGCCCAGCCGUUCUCUCGGGCGCGCCCGGCACUGCCCCUCAUCCGGCCCCGGGCGCCCCAGUCAGCGCCGCCGUCACUGAGGGGCUCCCCUUCCGCAGAGGCAUCCGGCUGCUGGAAACGGGCGCCGUGGACAACGUGCUGCAAGUGGGAUUCCAUCUGAGCGGCACAGUAACAGAAUCUGCCACUGCAACAGAACCAGAAAUGACCUACAAAGUGGCCAUCAGCUUUGACCGGUGCAAAAUAACUUCUGUGACAUGUGGUUGUGGGAACAAGGACAUUUUUUAUUGUGCUCAUGUUGUAGCACUCUCACUGUACAGGAUUCGCAAGCCUGAUCAGGUCAAACUCCGUCUUCCUAUCUCAGAGACCCUUUUCCAAAUGAACAGGGACCAGCUCCAAAAGUUUGUUCAGUAUUUGAUCACAGCCCACCACACUGAAGUGCUCCCAACAGCCCAGAAGCUGGCUGAUGAGAUCUUGUCCUCCAACUCUGAAAUCAAUCAAGUGCAUGGUGCACCAGACCCCACCGCGGGGGCCAGCAUUGAUGACGAGAAUUGCUGGCAUUUGGACGAGGAACAGGUUCGAGAGCAGGUGAAGCUGUUCCUCUCCCAAGGAGGGUACUAUGGCUCUGGGAAGCAACUCAAUUCCAUGUUUGCUAAGGUCCGCGAAAUGCUGCGCAUGAGAGAUUCCAAUGGAGCCAGGAUGCUGACGCUAAUAACUGAACAGUUUAUGGCAGAUCCACGGCUUGCUCUCUGGAGACAGCAGGGAACAGGCAUGACAGACAAAUGCCGACAGCUCUGGGAUGAGCUGGAUAUUUUGCAGAUUGUCAUUCUCUCUUACAUUGGGGUAUCCAGACAAUUCCAUCCCCUCCUUUGGCUACCAUGUCUAUUGGGACUGUGCGGAACAUGGUUGCAGAGUGUUGCAGGAGCCCUGUGGGUGUGUGUUGUGUUAAAUCCACACUGCACACUAGAAGAGAAGGGAUGUUGGCUGUGGCAGCUCCGGAAGUGGGGAGAUUUGGAUGUCUGUCCUCUGGAGGAUGGGAAUUACGGCAAUGAACUUCCCAACAUCACUAGUGCACUUACUCAGAGCUCCAAUCACAGGCAAAGCUCUUUAGCAAGGCCAAGACGCACAGUGUUCACUCGUGCCAUUGAAGGUUGUGACCUGCACUGGCAGGAUAGCCACCUCCAACGAAUAAUCAGCAGUGACUUCUACAUCUCUCCCACUUACCAAAGGGAGGGUGAGGGCCUCCUCUUUAACUCACAAGGACAGCCUUUGUGGCUGGAACACGUUCCCACAGCCUGUGCCCGUGUUGAUGCCCUUCGUUCCCAUGGAUACCCUAAGGAAGCACUCCGUCUAACUGUGGCUAUAAUCAACACCUUGAGAUUGCAACAGCAGAGGCAGCUGGAGAUAUACAAGCAUCAGAAGAAAGAACUGCUGCAAAGAGGAGCAACCACCAUCACAAAUCUGGAAAGCUGGGUAGGACAUCCCCUCAAUCCCAUUGGCUGCUUAUUUCUCACUUUGACAGAAGCAUGUCGAGUAGAAGAUGAAAACUGCCUUGAAAUUUCAGAUAUUGGUGAUGCCAAGCCUCCAGUGUAUCAGCAUGUGCCUGUGGCCAAUAGUUGCCCUGAGAGCGGGGAAUCCUACCUAUCCCUGGCUUUGGAAGUGGCACUGAUGGGCAUGGGACAGCAACGGGUGAUGCCAGAGGGCCUGUAUGCACAAGACAAAGUGUGGCGCAACGAGGAGCAAAUCAUCACCCGCUUGCAGGAACUGGAGCUGGAUGCUGUGCUGGUGCAGACGCUACGCAAACAAAGUAUCCUGCUCUUGGAAGGUGGCCCUUUCAGUGGCCUUGGCGAACUCAUCCACCGCGAAAGCGUGCCCAUGCACACCUUUGCCAAGUACCUGUUUUCUGCUUUGCUUCCCCACGAUGCUGACCUGGCCUACAAGCUAGCGCUGCGCUCCAUGAGGCUGCCUGUCCUGGAGACGACACCCUCAGGUGAUGUCACACAUCCCCACCAUAUUGUUUCAGUGGUGCCUAGCAGAUACCCACGCUGGUUUACUCUGGGACACUUGGAAUCGCAACAGUGUGAACUUGCUUCCACUAUGCUGACAGCAGCCAAAGGGGACAUGCUGCGUCUACGGACUGUUCUGGAAGCAAUUCAGAAGAACAUCCAUUCCUCCUCCCUGAUCUUUAAACUGGCCCAAGAUGCCUUCAAGAUUGCCACGCCAGCUGACAACAACUCUGACACAACCCUGCUCAAUGUGGCACUGGAGCUGGGGCUGCAGGUGAUGCGCAUGACCCUUUCAACCUUGAACUGGAGACGGAGGGAAAUGGUACGAUGGUUGGUGACCUGUGCUACAGAAGUGGGUGUACGGGCCUUAGUCAGCAUCUUGCAGAGUUGGUAUACACUCUUCACCCCCACUGAAGCCACCAGCAUAGUAGCAGCAACGGUUAUGUCCCACACCACCAUCUUACGUCUCAGCCUGGACUAUCCACAGCGGGAAGAACUGGCCAGCUGCGCUCGCACACUGGCCCUACAGUGUGCCAUGAAGGAUCCCCAGAACUGUGCACUCUCAGCCCUGACCCUGUGCGAGAAGGACCACAUCGCCUUUGAGACUGCCUACCAAAUUGUUAUAGAUGCUGCUUCCACAGGCAUGACAUACUCGCAGCUCUUCACCAUUGCACGGUACAUGGAGCACCGCGGGUAUCCACUGAGGGCCUUCAAGCUGGCAUCACUUGCCAUGACCCACCUCAACCUCGCCUAUAAUCAGGACACACAUCCUGCCAUCAAUGAUGUGCUUUGGGCAUGUGCACUUAGCCACUCCCUGGGCAAGAAUGAGCUGGCAGCCAUUAUUCCACUGGUGGUGAAGAGUGUGCACUGUGCCACAGUGCUGUCUGACAUCCUGCGGCGCUGCACCAUGACAGCCCCAGGCCUUGCUGGCAUUCCUGGCCGCAGGAACUCUGGGAAACUGAUGUCAACAGACAAAGCACCUUUGCGUCAACUGCUGGAUGCUACAAUAAGCGCUUACAUCAACACCACACACUCCCGGCUCACCCACAUCAGCCCACGGCAUUAUGGGGAGUUCAUAGAGUUUCUCAGCAAAGCUCGGGAGACUUUCCUGCUGGCUCAGGAUGGGCACAUUCAGUUUGCGCAGUUCAUAGACAACCUCAAACAGAUCUACAAGGGCAAGAAGAAGCUCAUGCUGCUGGUGAGGGAGCGAUUUGGAUGAUCUUCUGCACUAGGAAAAGGAAAGAAGAAACCCUGAUUGCUGUUAGUGGCAUCAUGCUUACUGAGCAAGAAUGCAGAGAGGAUUCCCAGAUUCUUUGAGAACUGUAAACCAAAAGCAGCAUGGCAGGAAGGGUUUGCUUCCCACCCACCGCUCUCACAAGCACCUCUGCAAUACCAAAAGCUAACCAGGAAAACUGAAUACCUCUUUUCCAAAGGGCAUGGUGGAUGGAGGCUGAAAAGCAAACCACCACAAAGGAGACAGGGAAGCACGUUGCUUGGCCUCUUUUGUUGCCACCUGUGCUCCCAGCUGGUGGCCUUCUACGAUGCGCAUUUCACCAUUUCUUUUUGUGAAGAUCCUUAAUUGAAAAACCUAACAUUAACUGUUCUCAGGGAUUGCUUUACUAAAAGUAACAGAAGCAUUUAUGAUACUGUAAAUACAAUAGUAUAUGUGUCAAUUAUUAAAUUGUAAAGUUCUAAUUAUUUAUAAUUAUUCACUUUUUGUUUGGGGGAUACUUGAAAUGUGUUGUGGGCUGGGACUUUUGUUGUUGUUGAGCAUUUCUGAACAUGAGAAACAUGAACAUUUCUCAGGUUUUUCCCCAGCACUGUUGGUGAAGAGGGAUGGGCGGAUGGCGUCUGACAAGUGGAGAGGAAUCAAGAGUUUAUGGAGAAUGACCAUGCCGUGGCAGCCUUGGAAAAGAGGAGACCAAGGUGACAACAGUAAAGCCAGGCGCUGCUCAACCUUUCAAGGCCAUCAGGCACGGCACUCUCCCUGCCUCUGCUGGUUUGUAUUGUGGUUUCCAGUAUGGAAUACAAAGACCCCAGGAAGCCAGAUAAUUGUCUGUGAAAGAGUUGAGCCCAUAGUGUAAAUAAUCCAUUUCUGGCCUUUCUCCACAUGCGUGCAAGAGCUGCAUACUUAUGCGAACAUGCGCAUGAGAAGGUUUCUGUCUUUCCUUUUGGCAGAUGGGGAGCAGGGAACCCAAUUUUUCUCUUUGCUUAUAUGUCUUUAUUUUCAGCUGCAUUUCUAAACAGUUGCCUUUGAUGGUGCCUACUCAGUCUGGUGCCCUCUGGAGGACAACUUACCAGCCACAUGUCUUGCUGCUCCACCUCCCACCCACGUUUAGUUCAUCUUACUUUUUAACUUGUUCCAAUGAAAAGGAAAGGGUUUUUUGGGGGGGAGGGGAGCAGGAACAAAAUGGCUCUUCCUUAUUGCACUUGUCUUUGUGUCCCGUUCCAGUGUGUCCUAGUUUUAAAAGG
Molecule: messenger RNA, 5605 nt
Organism: Rhineura floridana
Lineage: Eukaryota; Metazoa; Chordata; Lepidosauria; Squamata; Rhineuridae
Gene: ZSWIM5
Product: zinc finger SWIM-type containing 5
Exons: 15
Coding region: 378-4352 (1324 amino acids)
Cellular component (GO): Cul2-RING ubiquitin ligase complex
Molecular function (GO): zinc ion binding
Source: RefSeq, a predicted model, not a curated record